Molecule: messenger RNA, 1062 nt
Organism: Drosophila elegans
Lineage: Eukaryota; Metazoa; Arthropoda; Insecta; Diptera; Drosophilidae
Product: antigen 5 like allergen Cul n 1
Exons: 3
Coding region: 97-996 (299 amino acids)
Source: RefSeq, a predicted model, not a curated record
UGAUAGCUUCGCUCGCUCUCCAAUCGAUUUGCCUGCGAACUCUAUAAGAGGCAGCCUCAGGUGGCCGGAGCUGGCUAAACUGGCUGUCUCGCCGAGAUGUUGGACACCAUGUGGCCGCCGUUGUUGCUGCUCCUGAUGCUCCUGCUGGGCCGGCAGCUGCAGGCCUUCGACUACUGCGAUCCGACCCUGUGUCCCGGUCCCGAGCGGCACAUAGCGUGCAACAACUUUGGGGAGCUGGCCGACACCUGCAGUCCGGAUGCGCAUGUGGUGCGGAUCACGACGGCACGCCGCACCAUGAUCCUCAACGAGCUGAACGAGUACCGCGAUCGGAUUGCGAGGGGCGAUCUGCUGGGCUUCAGUCCGGCCACCCGGAUGGCCACUUUGCAGUGGGAUCAGGAGCUGGCCAGUUUCGCCGAGCUGAAUGUGAAGCGGUGCGCAUUGGUCAACGAUCAUUGCCGGAAUAGUGAGCAGUUCCGCAAUGUGGCCCAGGUUGUGGCCGAGGGCGGCUGGCAGGGGGAUCCAAUGCCGCCUAGCUAUCCCAAUGGUGGCCCCAAUCCGGAGCCCACUGGCCCCGUGGAAUACCACACCGAGGACGAGGUGAUCAAGGCCACGCUGGAGCAGAUGUUCGCCGAGUACAAGGAGUGCAGCAUGCGGGACAUCAUCGCCUUCAGUCCGCCCAGCAACAGAAUCCUCCGCUUGCGUGUCAGCAAGUGCAUUGCCUACUUCACACAGCUCGUCCGGGACAGCACCACCCACGUGGGCUGCGGCAUCCUGCGGCAGACGAAGAACACCACCAACGAGGCGGGUCAAUGGCUGACCAGUGUCCACCAGUACAUGACCUGCAACUUUGUGCGGGCGGUCGACGUGAAUGCCCCAGUCUAUCAGAGCGGCGAUCGCUCCGCCACCGAAUGCCGCAGCGGACGCAAUCCGGUCUUCAUCAACCUGUGCUCCGUCAACGAGAUCUACGACUCCUCCACCCUCCCGCUGCUCUUCUGAGGUGGCAAAUCCUCCCAUUCCACAGCCAAUUACUAAUUUUAAUAAAAAGGAAAGGAUUCAAAUGAA